CCUACACGUACAGGCGACCGAGUGUUGGCUGCAGAGAUCAUGGUGACCUAACAGCAGCGGACAGAAGCCCCUCCCUUCCCAGGAAUGUCUCAGCCCCACAGAGGGCGCUGGGCCACGUCAGCCAAUUGGCUCAGGCCCUGCCCUGGAAACAGCACCUGUUAAUCCCCCCUCCUUCCAGCUCACCUGGGCGCAGGUGAAGCGUCUCCCCGGAAACAGAUCUAGAUCGCCCCACCUGCUGGGUCCUGCCUGCUCGAAUUGGAUUCAGCACAGCCAGGCUUCCCAUAAAGCCUCUAAGAGGUGAGCUAGGGCUUCCCUGCCCCAUUCAAGCCCCUCCUGGACUCGCAGCUGACACCUACAGGAUGGGUCUCUCCUGCUGCCGGAAACCGAGUUCCUUGCUGGCAGUGCUCGCUUUAUUUUUACCUGGUUUUGUCCCAUCAUCCACUGUGGCCUCACCAGCUUCCUCCGACAGCCUGGAUGGAACAGGCAACCGACACAGCCUGAGCAAGAGAGGUGAGAGUAACCAUAGCGUGGACUGAGGAGACUGGACCUCUAGCAGCCAACCAGGUGAUGGGGACUCAGUGUCACGACAAACACCCUCUGAACCCUGACACUGAUCCUCUAUCCUGACCCUGCCUGACCAAGCCAUGUCCCAACAAGCCUCAGUGGGCAGAGGGCUGCCCCCAGAUGUGCUGGCAGAGCAGGUGGAGCUAUGGUGGUCCCAGCAGCCCCGGCGCUCCUUGCUCUGUUUCUCUGUGGCCGUGGUCCUUGUGGCUGGCUGUGGGGCCGGAGGCGUGGCGCUGCUGUCCUCCACCAGCAGCCGAUCUGGCGAAUGGCGACUAGCAGUGGGCACUGUGCUCUGCCUGCUGGCCCUGAUGGUUCUGGUGAAGCAACUGAUGAGCUCCGCUGUGCAGGAUAUGAACUGCAUACGCCAGCCCCAGCACGUGGCCUUGCUGCGCAGCGGUGGAGGAGCCGACGCUGUUGUAGUGUUGCUCAGUGGCUUUGUGCUGCUGGUCACCGGCCUGACCCUGGCUGGGCUGGCUGCUGCCCCAGCUCCAGCACGGCCACUGGCUGCCAUGCUGUCUGUGGGCAUUACCUUGGCUUCUUUGGGCUCAGUUUUGCUGCUGGGAUUGCUACUGUAUCAGGUGGGUGUGAGUGGACACUGCCCCCUGAUCUGUACAGAGGCAUUCGCCACCAGAAAUGGCCACAGUGAGAACGGCAGCAUCUUUAGCAUCUCAGGACAGUUGUCUUCUGGCCAGCGGCAUGAGACCACCUCCAGCAUUGCCAGCCUCAUCUGAUAGAGAUAGAGCCCUUCUUCCCAUGUCCUGCCUCAGUAUCCCCAGAACUUGUAGCGUACAUGCAUAGGUGCACACAUCUAUGUGUGUCCCCCUGCCAUGGCAUUGCAUGAUAUGUGAUUAGGAGCUCGUGAGAAGGUGAGUGAAACCUCUUUGGAGCUGUUUGUAUCCAUGGACUGUCAUGCUCUAUGCCUGGUUUGGGGGUCUCUAGGUGUUACUCAUCUGGAGUCUCUGAAGACUUGACCCAUGUUUCCAAGACCCAACAACUCCAGCCUUGCCCCCUAUGACAUCAUCAAGGCUCUCCACAGAGGUGACUCUUGCCUGUCCACGACUACACACCAGUGAUCACUCUUCAGAGAGUGACUCUUGGUAAAGCUGAGGGAAAUGGCUUCCGGAUGAGAUGGAACUGGACGGGGAAACACCUUUGCGCUUAUAACCUAGCAACCAGGGCCAGUGAGAGGUGACUCAGCUGCUUCUGCCUCAGUUUCUUAGAACAGUGUUGCUAUUGAUUCUUAGGAUUAAAUGCCUCUUGGGUGAGAUGACUGGACUCCUGGCAAAUGUUCAAAAGGUGACUGUAGUGAAAAGGAAAUAAAUUAUGGGGAAAAGGUGGCUGU
Messenger RNA from Mastomys coucha (southern multimammate mouse), 1906 nucleotides. It is a transcript of the gene Tmem125, whose product is annotated as transmembrane protein 125. The record is from RefSeq and is a predicted model, not a curated record. NCBI's taxonomy places the organism in Eukaryota, Metazoa, Chordata, Mammalia, Rodentia, Muridae. The coding region runs from base 645 to 1295 and encodes 216 amino acids. The transcript is spliced from 5 exons.